AUGUCCCAGUGCCUACUGGACAGUAGAUGUCAAUCCAGAUGGAUAGGCCAAGACUGCAUUUCUCAGAUGGGCAUCGACUUUCCAGAUCAUGAAGUUGCCAUUUGGGCCAACAGGAAGAAAUGUGUUUUUGCAACAGGAAAACAUUCAAAGUCCUGGGCUUCUUUAAGACUCGCCCAAGGGUGUGAACCUGACCCAGAUAAGGUGGUUGCAAUACAGAAGAUGCCUCACCUGACAUGCAAAGAUACGAAAGUUUGGUCUGUUUGUCAGCCUUGUUGUUACUUCAGCCGCAAAAUCAGGAAUGCUGAGCCGGUUACCCUGCAAUUGAUUGAGGAGACCAAACGUCUGCGGACACAACAUCGUGUCCCAGACCAGUUGAGUCGUGCAGCUGGCUGCAACGGACACUGCACAAGAGUGAAUCCAGACGAUCGCGCCGUCACCAACUUGAGGAUCCCUUGUGCAAAGAAAGAGGGUGAUUGGUUGGUUGUGCCAAAGGCACUUAGAGGCUCUGCCAUGCAUUUGGCUCAUGCAGGUGCAACAGCAGGUCACCCGUGUGUUUACAGGACGUAUUGUAAGCUCAGGGAUUACUUUUACUUCCCUAACAUGUUGGCCACAGUGAAAGAAUAUGUUGGUACAUGUCGAUCUUGCCAGAAACGUAAGGGCAUGGCUUAUCAUGCGCCUCUUGCUGCUGCACCACAGGCCAGUUACCCACUGGAAAGGGUAUCUGCAGACCUCAUGGAACUUGAAGUGACCUCACAAGGUAAUAAAUAUGUACUGGCUUUCAUAGACCAACUCACUCGAUACGUCCAGUUGAUACCUUUGCCAUCCAAGGAAGCAGAGACUGUGGCUGAUGCCUUUAUUAAUCAGUUUGUGACUGUGUUUGGGCCACCUCGCUUAUUACAAACAAACAAUGGCCGAGAAUUUAAAAACAAUCUAUUUAAGAGGGUUUGUGAGUUAGCCAGUGUACAAACCAUUUUCACUACUGCUUUCCAUCCCCAAGCUAAUGGGAUGAUUGAACGCACCAACCGAGUGGUGAAAAACGCCUUGGCAACACUUCUGGAGGCUUCUCCCUUAGAAUGGGAUAAACUUUUGCCAUAUGUUCCUUUGGCCAUGAACAGUGCAGUACACCGCUCAGUGGGUGAUCAGCCUCUCUAUUUGCUGACUGGACAUAUUGGCGCCUAUCCUGUUGGCAAUAGCAAUUACGAGGAGACUGAUCAUGAAGCAGCACAAUCUUUUGCUGCUAGGUUAAGGAGAGCUAGAGAGAUUGACGUGAGAGGAGUAGGACGGCGUGGAGCCCUUGGACCUCGUAGGUUUGGUCCAGCUCGUAUUUUUAAGAAGACAGGUCCUGUAACACGGUUGGUCAGAGUACUGCCUCCUCCUUACAAGGAGAAGAUUUACCACCUCAAUCAGCUGAGGCCUUACAGGACGAAUGAUGAACUCCACCUGCCAGAUGAUGCCGAGCUAGAUGAGGAUGGGGACGUGGACGAUCCUCCUCCUUUAGAUGGACUACCGGAUGAUAUUGCAGUUGCUCUCUUGGCCUCCUUUUGCCGACCUCCUGACGAUGAUUAG
Molecule: messenger RNA, 1566 nt
Organism: Penaeus monodon (black tiger shrimp)
Lineage: Eukaryota; Metazoa; Arthropoda; Malacostraca; Decapoda; Penaeidae
Exons: 7
Coding region: 1-1566 (521 amino acids)
Biological process (GO): DNA integration
Molecular function (GO): nucleic acid binding
Source: RefSeq, a predicted model, not a curated record